CCGCGACACAAGCGAACGAGACAGAGAGAGAGGUGGGGCGAGGCAGAGCGGGGAGCGACUCUGAGCGCGCGCGGGGGCGAAUCGCCGGCGACGGAGAAAGCUCGGCUCCGGCCAGCCGUGCGGCGGCGGAGAUGGCGCCCUCCGCGCCCCCGCUCCUCUCCCGCCGGCUCCUGGCCCUGACCCUCGCCCUCGCCGCCCUCGUUUCCCCCGCCUCCGCGGCCAGGAAGAUCCCGGCCUCCGUCACCCCGAUCUCGCGGGACCUCUACCGCCCCAGUGAUACCCUUCUGAGUGAGAUCAAGGCCCUGGUUGCUCGGAAUCCGGAUAGGUUGACUAUGGAUACAUUAAGAGCUGGUAACAAAGGGUAUUCUGCGGAGAUGUUCGUUGUUACUUUUAAUCAUGUGAAGAAAACCGCACAUGAUGGCUCGAAGAUUAAAAUCCUUCUGAGCUUUGGGCAGCAUGGCAGAGAACUUAUCACCUCUGAACUUGCAUUAAGUCUGCUCUACAUUUUGACGGAGAAGCGCAAAAUUGCGGGUGUGGAUCUAUCAUCCUUUGAGAAAAUUCUGGAGCAUCUUGUUAUCAAAGUGGUGCCAAUGGAAAAUUUUAAUGGCCGCAAGCGCGUUGAAGCAGGGGAGAUUUGUGAUAGGAGAAAUGGAAGAGGGGUUGAUCUUAACAGAAAUUGGAGUGUUGAUUGGGGAAAGAAGGAAAAGGAUUAUAACCCAUUUGAGGAGCAUCCCGGUACUGCUCCUUUCAGCGAACCUGAGGCCCAGAUCAUGCAAGAACUAUCCAAGUCAUUUAAACCACAUAUCUGGGUGAAUGUGCAUUCUGGAAUGGAGGCAUUAUUUAUGCCAUAUGACCACAAGAAUACUACACCAGAUGGAGCUCCUUCUCACUUGAUGAGGUCAGUUUUAGAGAAUGUGAACCAUCGCAAUUUCCAAGACAGCUGCCUAGUUGGAUCAGGUGGUGGAGCUGUAGGGUACCUUGCACAUGGGACUACAACUGAUUAUCUGUAUGACAUUGCGAAGGUGCCAAUGCCUUUCACAUUUGAGAUAUAUGGAGAUGAGAAGGCAUCCACCGAGGAUUGCUUCAAAAUGUUCAACCCUGUCGACAAGAUAACAUUUGAUAGAGUCAUUAACAAGUGGUGCAUGGCAUUUCUCAUACUUUUCGAGGAAGGGCUGCGGACCCUACCUGAUGGCCAGGUACUAUCCCAAGGAGCACUGGAUAACUGGGUCCCUAUGGGAGGAGAGAUUUUGGAGAGAAAUAUGGACCAAAAGAGCGGCGGUGAAAAUGGGAAGCUUGAAGGCCUUGACCUCGGAAUGCAGGAGCUAAAAACCUACUUCAGGUUAUUUAUGCUAUCGACAUUCCUGCUGAUGUUCAUGUUCUGCUCGAGGAUAUCGAAAAACAGGAGCAGAGACUCAGAUGAACAAAGUAUAGCAUGAAUCAUUCCAACAAAAGUCCAUUUUCUGGGGCAACUUUGGAGGCGCGGCGACAGGGGAUGACAAGAAUGGUAGAAUCAGAAUGGUGUUUUGCAGCCUCUGCUUAGAUGCUAGAUGUAUGUCAAGAGUGAUCUGUUUAUGUCUUCGACGAGUCAUAAAUGUAAGUUGUAGAGCUGUCGAUAUCUGUUUGUCGUGAUGAAUAGGUAGAAUCAGAAUGAAUAUGCGCGCCUUUUGAAGGUUGCUGGUUUUUUGACACGAUUGAAUGUAACGUUCAGUCGUCAACUUACUGUGAUACGACUGAGUGUAGCAUUUCACUGUGGACUUACUUUGACAUGAUUGAAUGUAAUAUUCCAUUACCAACA
Messenger RNA from Triticum dicoccoides, 1795 nucleotides. RefSeq names its product mast cell carboxypeptidase A-like. NCBI's taxonomy places the organism in Eukaryota, Viridiplantae, Streptophyta, Magnoliopsida, Poales, Poaceae. Bases 132 to 1436 code for a protein of 434 amino acids. Gene Ontology annotation, molecular function: zinc ion binding; metallocarboxypeptidase activity. The record is from RefSeq and is a predicted model, not a curated record. Gene Ontology annotation, biological process: proteolysis. The transcript is spliced from 12 exons.